AGAUUAUUUGACCUGGUCUUCGUAUGUAAUUUUGAAAGUCUUCAACCUGCGUCAAUGAAGAAUUUUCUGUCCCUUCUUUCCACUGGAUACUAUAUAUGUAUAUCAAGUUAAAUCUACACAACUUAUGUAAAACAUUUGUUGUCCAUCAAAGCACUUUUUCAAUUGAUCCAUUCUUUGAUUUUUCAGUUUUCACUUCAAAAGUGUCAUGGCAAAUCUUGGAACUACACAAAGAAUACUACCAACCUCCUCAAAACCUUCAUCCCCAACAACUGACACACACGAACCAAAAUCACCACAUGAAAAACUAUAUGCUGAUCUCAAAUUCUAUUGCCCAAUUAACAUCCCCUUAACACAAGAUGCUGCAGCAUCUCGCAUCAUAAGAAACUUAGGGAAUUUGGGGUUAUACUACACACUCUUUAUUUGGAUCAUACUCUUCAUAACCCUCAUACCGGAACGAAAAGUGUCGUUGAUUCUGUUGGUUAUCAUGACUUAUGUGACAACCCUUUAUUGUUUACUAUUAAGGGCAUGUCCUAAUUCAGUUGUGCUUCAUAGGAUCAUAGAUAAAAGGAUUGUGUUGAGUUUGCUAUUUAUUGCAACUGCAAUUCAGCUGAUUUUGACCGAAGCAGGUAUUCAUUUUGCAGUGACUUUGACUUGUAGUGUACCUGUAGUUUUGCUUCAUGCAGUGUUAUGGGCUGGUAGUUAUGAAUAUGAUGCGUAUGAAACUGAGGAAGGUUCUGGUAAAGAAGAAUUGGCUCCUCUUACCGGCAGCCAGAAUGAUAGUGAACCUCAUAACGUCGAUGUUGUUUGAUUUAUGAGAAGUCCUUGUGUUGCAACUAUUUAAUAAAAUAAAAUAAAAAUUAAGAAGUUUGAUUUAAAUGCAAAUAGAACAAGUUCUUUUACUUGAAUUUUGUAUAACUCUGCAAGGAAAUAAUGCACAAGAUAGCAUAUAUGCAGUGUUUGUAAUGAGUAUGAAUACAUGUGUGAAGAAUCGCUACUAUUAUCUUGAAUAACAAUUGUCUCAUCUAUUUUUGCUGUCAAAAAAGAUUGUAUCAUCUAUUUUUAUUAUUUACUUUUCACGAGGAAAAUUACAUAAAAGGUUAGGAAAGAAUUGGGUAGUGAAAUGGAUAUAGAGUUGUGUUGGGUAUUAGGCUUGCUUUUUGAAGACCCAAAUAUUAGUCUAUUAUGUCUCACUUAUAUAAGUCGGAAGGGGGUCAUACUAAAGUUGCAAGGAGAGAGUAUUUUGGUGAGGAGAACAACCAUCAAAAAGGGAAAAGAAGAGCGAAAACAAUUCCCGUUUUUUUCGUUCACCGUUGGACUGUGCAAAUUUUUGAAGAGCAGGUUUGCAUCACUUGUUUCUUCAUUUUUACUGCUCGACAGUUUGUGGUAUUUUUCCAGCAUGUUGUUAUUUGUAUGCUGGUGUGCUUUGUUGAUUUGACUUGUUGUCGACACUAUUUUUGUAUCACAUUGAAAUACUCAUGUCCUUGUUUUAUUAUA
Messenger RNA from Medicago truncatula (barrel medic), 1494 nucleotides. RefSeq lists its product as uncharacterized. The record is from RefSeq and is a predicted model, not a curated record. Bases 206 to 808 code for a protein of 200 amino acids. The transcript has a single exon. Lineage: Eukaryota; Viridiplantae; Streptophyta; Magnoliopsida; Fabales; Fabaceae.